This is a messenger RNA of Manihot esculenta (cassava), 3944 nucleotides long. Its product is annotated as protein NLP4. Gene Ontology annotation, molecular function: protein binding; DNA-binding transcription factor activity. The record is from RefSeq and is a predicted model, not a curated record. NCBI's taxonomy places the organism in Eukaryota, Viridiplantae, Streptophyta, Magnoliopsida, Malpighiales, Euphorbiaceae. Bases 568 to 3372 code for a protein of 934 amino acids. The transcript has 5 exons.
UGGCUUCAAGAUCUGAUCAAACAUGGCAUCAGCAAACGGAUCAGUUCUUCGUUCUAUAUUUCUAGCCUUCUUUGUUUGGAGUUGAGUUGGGGUUCAAAAAGUUGACUUCAACGGCGAGGCUUUCAAGACCCACCAACAUAUGGUGAGCUGGUAAUGUGGGGUCAUAAAUUGGAACCAGAAUCUUCCCUCACACAAAUGGUUUGGAAUCAUAAACUGUCAAAAACUUAACGAGAGGCUUAGAUUAUUACUAUGAGAGAGAGAGAGAGAGGAGCUCAUUUCUUCGUGUGGAGGUGAUUUCCCGAGAGACAGCUUAAAAAGUCCUCCAUUUUAUGAGAUUGCUGUUUUUGGUCAUAGCUCAUGUUCCUCCCCCACAGACAGUGAAGACAACAUAUCUUUUGGUUUUAACUUAUAAAUGCAAUUUGGACAGAUUAGAUUUGCAGACUGAAGAUCUGAAAGCUUCCUAGAGGCCACUGUUUUGGAAACUUCCAGGUGAAAUUUGAUAAUCUUUUGAGUAAUAGGAUAUAGCAGAAUAGGGGCUUCUAAGUGGGAUUGGGGAUAUAGAUCAUUAUGGAAGACCGCAUUUUAUCAACAGGUGCUAUGCUGGGCACUCGUGCUGAUUCAGCUAUGGACUUUGACUGCAUGGAUAAAUUGUUGUUAGAAGGAUGCUGGCUGGAAACAAUAGAUGGAUCUGAGUUCUUUAAUCCUAGCCCCUUUAGUUCUGCUGCCUUUGUUGAUGCUUCAUUUCAAUGGCCUACUUCAGAGAUUAAUAAUUGUGACUUGGCUUCCAGUCCAUCAAAGAGGAGCAAUCGAGAAGAGGAACAAAUAUCAUUGUUGCCUAGGAAUUCAGCCUUGAAUGAAGCCCAUGGAAGAAGUCUGAUUAAUGCUGAGGCCCUUGACCAUGGAGUAGGUAGUGCCGACAGAUUGGGAUAUAAUACAACUGAAGGUUCUGAAGUAAGCAGAAGGUGGUGGAUUGGACCAAGAACAAACCCAGGCCCCAAAACUUCUGUAAGGGAUAGAUUAAUUAGAGCACUUGGAUACAUUAGAGAGUUCACAAAAGAUAAAGAUGUCCUUAUACAAAUAUGGGUCCCUGUAGACAAAGGAGGUAGACGUGUUCUUACAACUCAUGACCAACGAUUUGCACUCGUUCCCAACUGUCAAAGGCUGGCAAAUUACAGAGACAUAUCCACUAACUAUCAAUUUUCAGUUGAGGAGGAUUCCAAGGACAUGGUGGGGCUACCAGGUCGGGUUUUCUUGGGUAAGGUUCCUGAGUGGACUCCUGAUGUUCAAUUCUUUAGAAGUGAUGAGUACCCACGGGUAGAUCAUGCUCAACAGUAUGACGUACGUGGAACUCUGGCCCUUCCUGUUUUUGAACAAGGCAGCAGUACUUGCCUGGGGGUCAUUGAAGUGGUAACAACAAAACAAAAGAUCAAGUACCAUCCUGAGCUUGAAAGUGUUUGCAUGGCACUUAAGGCAGUUGAUCUUCAGAGUUCUGAAGUUCCAAGUUUGCAGCAUGUGAAGAUGUGUGAUAUGUCCUAUCAAGCUGUAUUACCCGAGAUUCAUGAAGUUCUGAGAUCUGCUUGUGAGACACAUAAAUUGCCCUUAGCUCAAACUUGGGUACCAUGCAUCCAGCAAGGCAAGGGAGGGUGCCGACAUUCUGAUAACAACUACUAUCGUUGCGUUUCCACCAUUGAUCUUGCUUGCUAUGUACAUGACACUGGUGUCCAGGCUUUUCACGAGGCUUGCUCAGAGCAUCACUUGUUGAAAGGUCAAGGAGUUGCUGGGGAAGCAUUUUUAACUAAUCAACCUUGCUUCUCAAGUGACAUAACUUCAUAUCGAAAAACUGAGUAUCCUCUUUCUCACCAUGCAAGGAUGUUUGGGUUGCAUGCUGCUGUUGCAAUUCGCCUACGAAGUCUGCACUCCGGUGCAGCUGACUUUGUGCUGGAGUUCUUUCUGCCUGCUUAUUGCACGGAUCCUGAGAAACAGAAGGAGAUGCUUACCUCGUUAUCCAUCACUGUACAACAGGUCUGCCAGUCCUUACGGGUAGUAACAGACAAGGAGCUAGAGGAGGAAACUGGCUGUCCAAUUAGCGAACUUUUAGCCUCUUCGGUUGAUACACCUCCCAAAGAAGAGAUGUUAGUGACACAGCCUUAUUCUGUAAGUUAUGGUGGAGAAAGUUUAUCCCAUGCUGACCGUCUCACAGGGAUCCAACAAAGUGGAAGUGUUGUCUCAUCAUGUCAAAAGAAGAAGCAAAAGGUACUUGAAGAUCAAAUAUCGGUAGACUGCUGGCAAAAUCAAGAAGAUUAUAGUCUAAAAGUUAGUGUUGAGAGUGGUGGUGAUUCUGCAGUUGCUGAAGGUAGCUUUUCAAGCGUAUUUAAGGGUAAAAAAGGAGAGAAAAGACGUACCAAGGCAGAGAAAUCAAUUACCUUGCAAGUUCUUCAGCGAUAUUUUGCUGGAAGCUUAAAAGAUGCUGCAAAAAGCAUUGGCGUUUGCCCCACAACCUUGAAAAGAAUAUGCAGGCAACACGGAAUAAAACGAUGGCCUUCUAGAAAGAUCAAGAAGGUUGGUCACUCCUUACAGAAACUCCAACUUGUGAUCGACUCAGUCCAAGGUGCCUCUGGUUCUUUUCAGAUUGGUUCCUUUUAUACAAACUUUCCCGAGCUUGCCUCUCCAAAUUUAUCAAGAAGCAAUCUGUUUUCAACCUUAAAGCAAAGCGAUCAUCCAGAGCCAUCAAGCAUACAGUCUGAGAGAGUUAUUUUCAGCUCUCAAGCAGCUACACCAAAAUCACCCUCUUCCUCGUGCAGUCAGAGUUCCAAUUCAAGCCAUUGCAUUUCCAGUGGGACACAGCUGCACGCAUCCGCAGUCACCACUCCCACCAGUGAAGAUCCUGUGCUUGGAGAAAACUCAGAUAAUUGUGUGUUAAAGAGGGCCAGAAGUGAUGCAGAGCUGCGUGCCUCUAUUCAAGAACAAAACCUGUUGCCAAGAUCUCAAAGCCAGAAAUCUCUUGGCGAACAACCUAAUUUGGGAAACCUUCUGCCACUACCUAAUAAUAGCAGCAGUAUACUUCGAGAUUUUGACACUCAGAGAGUGAAAGUCACAUAUGGAAAUGAGAAAAUCAGGUUUCGUAUGCCAAACAAUUGGGAACUUAAAGAUCUAUUACAAGAAAUUGCAAGGCGAUUUAAUAUAGAUGACAUACAUAAAUAUGAACUGAAGUACUUGGAUGAUGAGUCUGAAUGGGUCUUAUUAACUUGUGAUGAUGAUUUAGAGGAGUGUAUUGAUGUAUGCCAAUCAUCUCAAACCCAUACAAUUAAAUUCUUGCUCCAAGUGUCGCCUCAUCUCUUCGACAGGUCCAUGAACAGCCGUGGCCUCUCUUGAUACUAGUGAGACACAUUGAGCUGUGUCAAUGAGGUUGGAACUUGGAAGUAGAUUGUUCUCUUGGAGUUGAUGAAGUCCUCCAUUGAACCAACUGUAUUGAUGCUGAAAUGUUAAAGCCAUGCAGCAGACAGCUGAACAUAGUACCCAACAGCAAUUUUAGUGAUCUGAUGUUUAUGGGUUGCAGUUGGAAUGUGGUUUCAAGAGAGAAGUUGAUGAUUUUGGUUCUUCUGUGCAGAUUGUCCCUGUAUGCUUCGACGGGGCGAGAGUUGAUAAGCCUCUCUAUCAGGUAUAAAAUGUCCUUGUCAAACUGAAAUGGAGGAAAAAAUGAUUGUAUCAUGGAAGUGGUGUAAAUUGAUAAACGGGUUCCUCUUUUCUUUUCUACUGUUUCUGUUCUUUCAUUUGUCUUCUUGAUUUUUGUUUAGAUUAUUUUUUUGUGAUGCUCCCUGGUUUUGAGUGUCAUGACCUGACCAUCUACAGAGCAGAAAUGUUCUGGCUUCACUUGCUUUACAGGCCCAACUGGUUUUGCAAAGUAAUUUGCUUCCACUGUGUUAUGAAGGGUGAAUUUGCUUUUA